UUUCCCGCUGGUGUGGUCAGCUUCAAACUCGAGAGGAGGAAGGAUCCAGACAAAGUGCAAAACAAGCCCAAACCAGCACCAACAGAUUCGAAGAUACUCAUCAACAAUCGAAGGGAAGCGGCCGACGGAGCUCUCAAAUCCCCGAUCCUCAUCAACAAUCUUAGGGACGCGUGCGGCGGAGCGACAAAAUCUCCGUUCGUGACUCCUCAUGGACUCACCAUCGUCUCCUUGCCCUCCCACCACCGUCCGGCGAAACCCUCCUCGUAGGGCGAAGCAAACGACCUACGCCGAAGCCCUACCCCUCGCCUCCCUUCCCCAGGACACUUCUUGCCCCGCUGACGCUGACAACCUGAAGGUCUUCCUCCGAAUCCGUCCCAACGAGGUCGCGCCGCCGAGGCCCGGCCGCAUACCCCCCAAGGCCGGCACCAGGGCACUGGCAAAAGGCGCGCCGCCGAAGAUGGAGAGGAGGCGGACCGGUGCGUGCUUGUCGGUGAACGGUCCCAGCUCUGUUACGCUGUCGGCGCCAUCUCUGCUCGACCGGGGGCGGGCCAAGAACGAGGUCUACGACGGGUUCUCUUUCGUCUUCCCACCGGAUUCAACCCAGCAAGAAGUAUAUAAUAUGGCGGUGAACCCAAUCUUGAUGGAUUUUAUGGGGGGAAAGAGUGGUCUCUUGGUUGCGUUGGGACCCACUGGUUCUGGAAAGACUUACACCAUGUUUGGAUGUGCACGGAAUCCAGGUGUUGUGCCUCUCAUUUUGAAACAGCUUUUUGAUCGUCCAUCUCAAGGUGAUCUUCAUGAAAGGAGAUCAUAUUAUCUAUCAAUGUUUGAGAUACAUUCUGAACGGGGAAAAGGGGAAAGAAUCCUUGAUUUAUCUCAUGAUGGGGUCGAGCUGUCCUUUCAACAUUCUACUGUAAUAGGUCUUAAAGAGGUCAUGGUUUCAAAUAUUGCAGAAGCAGAGAAUGCACUGGCACUUGGUAUGCUUAAACGUUCUACUGCUGCAACGAGUGCAAAUGAUCAGUCUAGUCGAUCUCAAUGCAUUAUAAACAUUCGCAAGACUGAGAAGAGCCUCAGUGAGCACAGUGUUUCUCUACCUAGUGCUGUUCUCACUAUAGCAGAUCUUGCUGGAGCUGAGAGAGAAAGAAAAACUGGAAAUCAGGGUGCAAGACUACUGGAAAGCAAUUUCAUUAACAACACAUCAAUGGUUUUUGGUCUAUGUUUAAGAGCUUUGCUUGAACAUCAGAGGAAUCCAAGGAAGCCAAUAGAGAAGCACUUCAAGAACUCACUGUUGACCAGGUACUUGAGAGAUUAUAUGGAGGGCAAAAAAUGUAUGACUCUGAUCUUGAUGGUAAAACCUGGAGAAGAUGAUUAUGCAGACACAUCAUUUUUACUGAGGCAGGCAUCACCUUACAUGAAAAUCAAGUUUACCAAUCUUGAAGAUAUGUCAAGCUUACCUAAUCGAAAAAGAAGUACCACUUCACCUGUUAAAGUAGAUCAUCAUAAAAGGAGGAAGACCAAUGUAUCUAAAACUUCAUUGGAUGAUGAAGGAAUACAUGGUAGUGAUGGAAAUGUUGGAAUUAAAGCAUCCAAGAAAGAUGCUAGUUCGAAGAAGCUUCAGGAGAUCGGAAUACCACAAUCUUCCUCAAUUUCUUCAAAGAUUGUUGAACCUGCAACAAUGGAGACACCCAUGAAAGGCGCCCUCUAUAUUGAGCUGCAAAAAAUGACAAGACAAGAAGAAAUUAUGAGGAAUUUUUCGAAGGCUUUAUGGAAUGUUCUAAAGCAGUAUAAAGAGAAACUUAUGGAGUCAGAAAAAAACGUGCUUAGUCUUAGGGAAAUCCUCCAAAAGGAUGAGAUCCAACGAUUAGAACUUAAGAGAGAACUUGAGGAACUGAAGUCCCAUUGUUCAUGCCAUAAAGCUCCUCAUGUGGGAGAGUUGAGUAGUGCUCAAGGGGAACCUCUGCUUGAUUGUUGCGGAACACGGCUGGCAACACCUUCAUAUCAAGUUAACUCAAGCAAUAUUGACUCAGCUUUUCAUGAUAGGGGUUCUCCAAAGAUGAUAGACCAAGUGCCCGAAAAUUCACCUGGCGUGACACUCGUCCCUGAGGAUUACAAGGGUCCUGCAGAUUUUGGUGCAGAAAGAACCUUAACUAAAUUAAAUAAAUCAGACAUUGAUUAUGGAGGCGCAAUUUCUUUGAAUAGCUUAUGCAUGGUGGAUGGCAUUAAUGUUUCAUCUUCAUCAGUGGAGAAAAUCACACAUCUAAAAGAAAAUGAAGGGUUGAUAGACAAGAUACCUGAAAAUAUGCCUGGAAGAACAAUUGUACAAGAGGAUUUCAAUGGACUUUCAGAUUUUGGCUCUAAAGGAACCUCAACUAAGUUAGAUAAAUCAGGCAUUUGUAAUGGAAGCUCAAGUUCUUUAGAUAGCUUGCGCAUGGUGGAUGACAUAAAUAUUUCAUCAUCAUCAUCAGUUCAGAAAGUCACAAAUCUGAAAGAAAAUGGAACGUCGCCAGAUUCAGAUCGGUCACGUGUACAGCAUGCGAAAUCAAAUGACAAAUAUCAUGUCCGUAAAGUCUUAAAAGAAAAAAAUGGUCCUUUGUUCAAAUCUUCAAAUGCUGAGAAACCAAAGAGGAAGUUGCUUCCAGCAUCAGCCAUGCUACUGAAGGAAUUAACUGGUCCAGACAUGGAGGCUGCAAAUGGGGAUGCCAGAGGCAAGAUUCCCGCAGGUGGACAUGGAGUUUCUCAAAGCACCUCACUUUUUAGUCUAUUGAGAAAGCAAUCCUGAGGAACGAUGGUUCCGCCAGCUUUGAUUUUUCUUGGACCAUAGUGCAAGAUGUUCUUUCAGAUCUGGUGACCGUGAAAAGACAUGUGUCAUUGUAAAAGCAUUUGAAAUAGCGAAGAGCUAUUUGUUCAAAGAUGUCAUGAAACUAUGGAUUAAUUCCGUGCUCAUCACCGAAUUGCUAUUUGUAAAGAACAUCUAUAUACCAUUAUGAGUGUACCUUAUAGCUCCUUUGAAGGAGAACUUAUGUAAACUCAAAGUGUACUAAUCCUAGAGCAUAGGAGAGAGAUGACGCUGUGGAUUGAUUUGUUAGUGCAAAGAACUUGAAUGAAUAAUUGUGCAUG
Musa acuminata subsp. malaccensis (wild Malaysian banana) is the source of this 3114-nucleotide messenger RNA. Its product is annotated as kinesin-like protein KIN-6. Gene Ontology annotation, cellular component: kinesin complex; microtubule. Gene Ontology annotation, molecular function: ATP hydrolysis activity; ATP binding; microtubule binding. The record is from RefSeq and is a predicted model, not a curated record. NCBI's taxonomy places the organism in Eukaryota, Viridiplantae, Streptophyta, Magnoliopsida, Zingiberales, Musaceae. Gene Ontology annotation, biological process: spindle assembly; microtubule-based movement.